This is a messenger RNA of Clarias gariepinus (North African catfish), 5214 nucleotides long. Its product is annotated as potassium voltage-gated channel subfamily B member 1-like. Gene Ontology annotation, molecular function: protein binding; delayed rectifier potassium channel activity. NCBI's taxonomy places the organism in Eukaryota, Metazoa, Chordata, Actinopteri, Siluriformes, Clariidae. Gene Ontology annotation, biological process: protein homooligomerization; potassium ion transmembrane transport. Gene Ontology annotation, cellular component: voltage-gated potassium channel complex; membrane. The transcript has 3 exons. Bases 353 to 2809 code for a protein of 818 amino acids. The record is from RefSeq and is a predicted model, not a curated record.
GAGAGAGAGAACAGACUCCUUCUCCUGCCUGACGACGGACUGAAGCUUUUCCGUUCCCGCCUUCAAUCUGCCCGACACUGGACAGCGAUCGCUUCGAAGGCAAGUUCACUGCAGUCUACAGAGAGGCGGAUUAUCAUCGAGCCAGACGUUCUCAUUAGCGGAUAAUAAACAUGGUCUGCGAGCUGUUUCCUUGUUCAUCUCGUUCAGUUCUGAAUCUAAGUCAGUUUCACACCCCUCUUUUUUUGCAGCUGGAAGAAUGAAGGAGAAGAGAAGCAGAUUUAGGCGGUAGUUCUCUCAGACCCUUCCAACAGUUACUCUUUUGGGUGAGGAGGGAUCACUAAGGAGACAGGAAAUGAUUAAGACUGGGUCCAGGUCUACCUCCACUGUGCCGCCUGAGCCAGUGGAGAUCAUCCGGAGCAAAGCGAACUUACGCCGUGUGCGUCUGAAUGUUGGAGGUCUCUUGCAUGAGGUCCUGUGGAGGACACUGGAUCGGCUGCCACGCACACGCCUUGGCAAGCUGCGAGACUGCAACACACAUGAGGCCAUUAUGGAGGUGUGUGAUGACUACAGCCUGGAGGACAACGAAUACUUUUUCGAUAGGCAUCCAGGUGCAUUCACGUCUAUUCUGAACUUCUACCGCACGGGUAAGCUGCACAUGAUGGAGGAGAUGUGCGCACUCUCGUUCAGCCAAGAGCUUGACUUCUGGGGUAUUGAUGAGAUCUACUUGGAGUCGUGCUGCCAGGCACGUUAUCACCAAAAGAAGGAGCAGAUGAAUGAGGAGCUGAAACGUGAAGCUGAGACUAUGCGCGAGCGUGAGGGUGAGGAGUUUGACAACACAUGCUGCACAGAGAAGCGCAAGAAACUUUGGGAUCUUUUGGAGAAGCCCAGCUCUUCCUUAGCAGCAAAGGUUCUGGCCAUCAUCUCAAUCCUGUUUAUUGUUCUCUCAACCAUCGCUUUGUCUCUCAACACCCUCCCGGAGCUUCAGGACAUAGACGAGUUUGGGCAAGCAACUGACAACCCUCAGUUAGCCCAUGUAGAGGCAGUCUGUAUCGCUUGGUUUACGAUGGAAUAUCUUCUUCGCUUCCUCUCUUCACCUAAUAAAUGGAAGUUUUUCAAAGGCCCAUUAAAUAUCAUUGACCUGCUUGCCAUUCUUCCUUACUAUGUAACCAUCUUCCUAACUGAGUCCAACAAGAGUGUACUGCAGUUCCAGAAUGUUCGUCGAGUGGUUCAGAUCUUUCGGAUUAUGCGUAUUUUGAGAAUCCUCAAACUGGCUCGCCACUCGACUGGGCUACAGUCACUAGGCUUCACAUUGCGUCGCAGUUACAACGAACUGGGAUUGCUAAUCCUCUUCUUAGCCAUGGGCAUCAUGAUAUUCUCUAGUUUGGUCUUCUUUGCAGAAAAAGAUGAAGAAGACACAAAAUUCAAGAGCAUCCCGGCUUCCUUCUGGUGGGCCACCAUUACUAUGACAACUGUGGGGUAUGGAGAUAUCUACCCCAAGACUUUAUUAGGAAAGAUUGUUGGGGGACUUUGUUGCAUUGCAGGAGUGCUAGUCAUCGCCCUACCAAUUCCUAUAAUUGUAAACAACUUCUCUGAGUUCUACAAGGAACAGAAACGACAAGAGAAAGCCAUUAAAAGAAGAGAAGCUCUGGAAAGGGCCAAGAGAAAUGGCAGCAUCGUGUCUAUGAAUAUAAAGGAUGCUUUUGUUCGAAAUGCAGAGCUAAUGGAUGUAGUGGUAAUGGAGAAGACAGAAGAAAACAUUGCAAAGACAGACAAAGUGCAGGACAACUGUAACGCUUCACCCAGCCGCUGGAAAUGGACACCUAAACGCACCAUCUCUGAAACCAGUUCCAAUAAGUCUUUCACUGGGAAGGAGCCAGAAUCUCCGGUUAGAGCCACCAGCCCAGGCAGUCCACAACAUCUUAAUGUACAAAAGCUGGAGGAGAUGUACAGCAAAAUGGCCAAGACCCAGUCCCAGCCCAAUUUGAACAGUAAGGAACAAGGUAAUUUGUCAAAAUUUACAAAGAGAAGAGAUGAAUUGGAAAUGAGAAGCAUUCCUGUUAAUCAAAGGCCCAACACGACAGAGGGUGUGAUGGAUAUGAGGAGCAUGUCAAGUAUUGACAGCUUCAUCAGUUGUGCUACAGACUUUAUAGAAAGCUCAAGAUUUUCACAUAGUCCCAUCUCAAAUCAAACUAGCCGAGUCAGUGUCAAUCCAGGACUCGAGACAACCCUUGAGUAUGAGACCAUGAAGGAGCCUGUUGGUCCCCCCAAGCCUGGACGAACAUUAUUCUCUGACAGCCCUCGUGGCCUUCGCAUCAGCAACCCUCUGAAAACAAGAUCUCUCAAGGUCAACUUCUUCUCAGGAGAAACCACAGGUCCUACUGCAGGUUCGACUCAGGGAGGAGGCACGGCUGCUAUCUCAGAAAGUUCUGAUCGGUCUAUUAUAAGUCCAGAGGUGUCCGUCUAUACUACUGCCAGCAGCAAGACUCCACCCAAGACCCCUGAGGCAUUUGUACCAACUGUUUUCACAUUUCAUGAUGCAUCAAUCAGCAAGUACAUUGAUGCAGAUACAGAUGACGAUGACCACCUUCAUGAUGGACCAGGUUCUAGUCCUUCUGAACGACUCUUGGGUAAUACAAGCCCCAGGCUCAGCAACAGUUCUCACCAAAGAGGAGCAAACCACCUUGACUUGUCUCAAAGAAUGCUGGGCCAAAACAGUCUGUUCUCUUUGGAGGCACGUUUAAAGGGACAGGAGAAUCAUAUGAUUCCGGGAGACAGAGGACACUCAAAAACAAUAAGCGAAAAUAAUUAAAACAGGAAAUGUAGCCUAUAACAACUGGAAUUAUAAAAAAAUAAUGACCAUACAUGAACUAACAUUAUUUGAAAUAUCCGUAAAACUAUAAAAGUUGCCAUGAUUUACAUGGACAGAAUAAUUACUGAGCAGAUGUGAUAAGAACUUUUUGACCACUUUGCUGCUUGCAACAGAAAGCAGUCUGAAUUACAAAAGCAUUUAGUCAAACAUGCAGUUUGAGGAGGAUUGUUGAUUGACAUGGCUGAAAGUCAUCAAACUCCAGUAGCCUCCAAACAUAAAUUGUCGAAUUAGGCAUUUACUGAAGCUAUUUAGUGAAAAGAGUCAUUUCUUUCUAAGAUUCUUCCUCAAAACUGGCCUUAGUUUUAUGCACCAACAGUAAAAGUUGUGUUGUACUACUAGUAAUUGUUGCAGGAAUGUGUAUUUAUCCAAAAUGGGUUUGCAUGUAUGAGAAUGAGCGAGAGAAAACAAAAUUAUGAAGGAGUAUGUUAACAACUAAAGUCAUGUAAAAGACAUACUGUCUUGUAUAAUCAGAUCCAUGGUUUCUCAAAUGUUUUAACCCAACCUUUCAUAAAUAUUCCUCUGAGGAGAUAUGCAAGCAGAGUGACUUCAGAGGAUAUAGGCACUGUGAUUCGCUGUCUUUGGUCAAAUCUUGUUACAACCCACUCUUGAGAAGAAGUAAUGUGUUUUCUGUUUUAUUUAUUUGAUUACAAAGUUCUCUUUUUUGUUUUUAUUAUUUUAAAUGAAUGUAUGAACAUGAUUGUGGAAGUCCUUCUCAGAUACUUCUUAAACACAAAGGCAUCAACUGCAGCAUUUGUUGAAGCCAUAUGCUCUUCAGUUGAUUGACUAAUAUUUAUCAACAUGAAGCUUAAACCUCUGUUUCCAGAACCGAAGGGACAACGCUGAAAAACACUUUUUACGACAUGACAACAGAACGCUUGGAGUUACUGAUUGUAAAAAAGAACAAACACUGGGAGUCAUCUACUCGUCUAAACGAUAGACACUUUGCCAUUGUGGAUAACAAUAGAUUUUGGCAUGGGCAAGGUGAAGAAUUGUAAAUGUAUAUUUUUUAAAUACUUUCUAGAGAUUGGAUGUAGAGAAAGGAAUAAAUUAUGCGAAUCUCUUAGUUUUGCAUAGUAUAAAAUAUUUAUUUUAAAGGGAUUGUAUUUACUAAAUAAUUUAGUGAGAAAAACUCUUUGUAUUGUUUGCUACUGUCUCCUAAAUGUCUCUAUGUUGUGAAAUAUUUCUGUCCUUUUGUUCACUUAUCCUUUGUAUGAAUAAUUAAGCCAAAGACAUGUACACUAAUGAGGCUGACACACACUUUCCCUACACUCUCUGGUAAUGUCUCUCUCAACAGGUCUAAAAUUCUGGAGCACCUUAAAGCAGUGGAACCUAUUUGUUUCAUUGACUAUAUUUUAGAGAGGUUUUUUGAUACUGUUUACCUUACACACUAAACAACUAACUGCCACAAAUAAGGAACUAUUUAGUUGAGCCUAUUUGUCUUGCAUAUUUCAUGACAUAUUCAAUAAACAGAACUAGAGAGCUUUAAAGGCCUAGAAUUACAGCACAUUAACACUUCUUUCAAAUCAGAUCUGCAGGAAUACUGCCUUGCCUUAAAUCAUUAAAGAAUUCUCUAUGCUAUUGGUAGACACACUGUAUGUACCAAUUAAUAGAGAAGGCUGUUUCCUGCCUCAGAAGCCAUAAUUUACAGAAAUACACCAAUGUGUAAAUCAACACUGCAGUGAGACACAAUGAGUACAAGCACAUAAGCAACCACAAGACCAUCACACAGAAUCUACUCCAGCUUAACCAACUGUAACACACUGUAGGGAAGGCUGUCUUAGUGUCCAUCCUGCCCAUGUGUCUGGCAGGUUUAGGUCACAGGCCUUUUAUCCAAUUGAUCAGCCUCUUUUCCCCAUCACAUGAAAGAUUUACUGCCAGUCAUAGUAAAGCCAUUAGCACAGGUGCUAAUUGCAAAUUGUGUUAAUUUAUAGCCUGACCUCAGAGUGGUGCAUGACCAAUGGUGUGCCAGACUACUUGCUUUAUUAUGGCUUUGCCCAAGCAGAUAGUUAAGAAGUAGAAAGUGUUUGAUUGAGAUGUUAUAAUGAAAAGUCAAAUCUCUACAUGAAAAUUUCUUUGCAUGGGGAAAUUUAGGAUGAGUCCCAUUUUUAAAAGAAAUUAAUAACUCAUUUACAUGGCAAUGUCUUGUUUUCCUUUUUGGCUCUUCUUUAUUUUAUUAUUUUUUUUUACAUUAAAAAAAAAGUUUUAAAAACUUUCUCUCUUUGUCUAUGUUUACCUGAAGACAGAGAGUCUGGAUAAAUCAUAAACAAGUACAGCAAGCAAUAAGAACAUAAAAAAUUCAGGAUGUAUGUAUUUUUUUGGUUUAAUGCUGUCAUGCACUGAUAUUA